UGCAGACUGCGCCUUUGCGCAAGCGGGCUGCGUGUCAAGGCCACAUUCAAAGCUCAUUGGUGGGCUUGUCAUGUGGUCGUCGCGUACGCGCAGCUAUGUCAGGUUCCAGAGGACAGCAAAAAUGUCCUUCCCCAGCAACUCUGCUGCGGCAAACCCCUUCUUAGUGGACGCACACGUUGGCGCGUGCAGGACGGACAACAUGUACGCGUCGUCCGCGUCUCGUGACUACGCCGUGCAAACCUGCGGACUCGUGCCAUCUUUGGCCAAAAGAGGGGCGCUCGGCCACCACGGCGCGGCCGCCAGCGUCCCCUCGUAUUUCGCCCACCGGUGGGGCGAAGCGGGCAGAGCGUGCAGAGCAGAGGCGCCCGUGAGUCCAAAGUGUACAUACGCACAGCAGAGCAUCAAGGAGGAGGGCGACUGCUGCAUGUUCUCCGAUAAAAGAGUGCAACAAGUCAGCCAGCGGCAGGCAGACGUCCACGCGUACUCGCCCGACCGAGCCGACGCCCCCGAGGUUCCAGUUCCGGGCUAUUUCAGACUCAGCCAAACGUACGCGCGCCACGGGAGGCGGCAGCGGGACGAGCGCGACGGCCAGCAGCCGAGCCCCACGCUGAUGCAGCCGGACCGCAUCGCCCCGCAAGAGCAGCCCGCGACACAGGAGGCCCCGCCGCGCGUCCCCGUGGCCGCGGGGAGUCCGGAUCCCUGCACGUCCAGCGUGGAGGAAGAAGACGACGAUGAAGAGCAGGAGGAAGAGGAGGAGGAGGAGGAGGAGGAAGAGGAGGAGAAGACGCAGUCCAGUCCCGAGCUGCUGGGGCCGCGGGACGCAGGGAAAGAGCAAAAUAACAACCCCCAAACCGGCAGCUGGUUGACGGCCAGGAGCGGCCGGAAGAAGCGUUCUCCCUACACCAAACACCAGACCUUGGAACUGGAGAAAGAAUUUCUGUUCAACAUGUACCUAACCCGAGAACGCCGCCUGGAAAUCAGCAGGAGUGUGAACCUGAGCGACCGACAGGUCAAGAUCUGGUUCCAGAACCGCAGGAUGAAGCUCAAGAAAAUGAACCGGGAAUGUCGAGUGCGUCAACUGAACUGUAAUCUCGCUUUCUCCUGAACUACGACCUGUAAUUCCCUGUAUUAGUAUUGAUCAAUAAUGUUAGCAUUCAUAUCUUUUCUAUGUCAGUUUAUUGUGGCAUUUGACAUUUAUUGGCUUUUUUUUUGUCACACUUUUUGGGUAUUAAAUUAUUGGACACUCACUGGUCACUUUAUUAGGUACACCUUCCUGCACAAUCUAAUGCAAUGUUUCACAGGCUUUAUUGAUACCACCUUUAUGACGCAGCUUGUCACAUUAUGAAACCUAUCUUGUACCUACUGAAGUGGCCAGUUUGAUGUGACUUUUUGCAGAAAUGUGCAUAGGGUUCAAUCUAUUUUAGUUGUCAGUGAAUUUGAGUGUAUUGUUGUACAGCCUAGUGUUUGAGUGUGAAGCAUUAGCUCACCAGAAAUGUGUUCCCACCGGCCCGCGAAUGGGCUUAAAAACAAGGUUCACGUCUGGUUAUGUGUUGCAUGUGUGUGGCAUGUACAGUCUCUUGCAAUAAACUCAUCAACAUUG
Messenger RNA from Phyllopteryx taeniolatus (common seadragon), 1600 nucleotides. RefSeq names its product homeobox D10a (gene hoxd10a). Gene Ontology annotation, biological process: regulation of transcription by RNA polymerase II. Bases 71 to 1105 code for a protein of 344 amino acids. The record is from RefSeq and is a predicted model, not a curated record. Gene Ontology annotation, molecular function: DNA-binding transcription factor activity, RNA polymerase II-specific; RNA polymerase II cis-regulatory region sequence-specific DNA binding. The transcript is spliced from 2 exons. Lineage: Eukaryota; Metazoa; Chordata; Actinopteri; Syngnathiformes; Syngnathidae. Gene Ontology annotation, cellular component: nucleus.